Schistosoma guineensis is the source of this 1038-nucleotide messenger RNA. Lineage: Eukaryota; Metazoa; Platyhelminthes; Trematoda; Strigeidida; Schistosomatidae. The record is from the annotation of a GenBank genome assembly.
AUGGCUGUAAUCUCAGAUAUAAGAAAGCCAAAGACACAUAAAGGGAAAAGAGUCUUAGAGCGAAGAGCUCCUAAAUUAGUAGAGAAUGAUAAAUGCACCCUUGUCAUAAAGGGUGGUCAUACAAGUGACGUUGUUAAUACGUUUCUCAAUGAUUUAUGCGCUUUGAAAAAACCACUUGUUUAUCGUUUAAAGUGGAAAAAUAGAGUCCUCCCCUUCGAAGAUUUAUCAUUUAUUGAGAAAAUGUGUAAUAAGUUCGACUGUUCAAUGUUUGUCGUUGGGAUGCAUUCCAAGAAAAGACCGCAUAACAUUAUUUUUGGAAGGCUGCAUGAUGGUGAGCUACUAGAUAUGUUUGAACUUGGCAUAAAAAUGUACAAACCGAUAUCGGAUUGUAAAGACAAAACUCUCAUAUAUGGAGCUAAGCCCAUGUUAUUAUUUUCUGGAGAGUUGUUCAACUUAGACACAAAACAUAUGACUUUAAAAUCUUUGUUAGUAGAUCUUUUCAAGGGCCCAACAGUUGAGAAGAUAAGAACAUUAGGUGUUGAACACCAGUUCCACUUUGUUUUGUCGUCAGACAAGAAUUUGUGUCUUCGCGUCCGGAAAAUUACCCUGUCAACAAAAGGCAAAAUAAACUCAACUGAACUCAAUGUUCCACCUCUAAAGUCUCCAGAUGGUAAAGUAGUUCAGAUUACACUUGAAGAUGCUACCCCAAGUGCUGACUUUGAUCUACGACGAGUAUCUUUGCCGUCCGAGGACAAAUGGAAACGAGCUCAUCGUGUACCCCCUGAAGUUAUGAAAGGUGACAAAACGCCUAAAAAUAAAUCUGUCGAUGUUUUCGGUAGCCGAAUAGGACGAGUUCAUGUUGGCAAGUCUUCUGAACUAGAGAAUUUACGACCUGGAUCUACCAUCCGAACUGCUCUGACCGGGCAUCGAAAACGUGGUUUUGAACGAAUAAAAUCUGGUGUUAGCAAAUCUAAAAAAACAUCAGUUCCUAGUGACCUUAGCGUUAGCAAACGGCGUAAACUGUUUACUGAUGCUUAA